AUGGACAAAGGAAAAGGAAAGGAAUUUAUCAUUGAUUUGAACGAUGAAGACUUUGAUUACCAAUAUGAUAGCAUUGUUAAAACUGAGUCCGAUGAAGAGGCCAUUCUAGUUUCGGACAAGAUUUUUAAUGAUUUAACUGUUGAAGAUGUAUGGAAUAUGGAGUUUAGCUUAGUAGAGGAGGCAGAAGAAUUUUAUAAUUUAUUUGCUAAAGUUACCGGAUUCAGUGUUAGAAAGGAUGAUGUGAAACGAGAUAAAAAUCAAAAUAUAGUAUCUCAUAAAGCUCAAUUGAAUGCAAUGCGAGGUGUUGGCAUGGGAACUAGCCAAAUUAUGGAUUACAUGGUGCAACAAUCAGGUGGAUAUAACAAUGUUGGCUUCACAAAAAAAGAUCUAUAUAACCAUGUUGAUGCUGAUCGUAGAGUUCAUCUAAGAGAUGGUGAUGCAGAGGGUGCUUUGGCUUAUUUGUGUGGAAAGUCUGAAAUGGAUCCAUCAUUUUAUUACAAGUACAAUGUUAAUGAAGACAACCAUCUAGCAAACCUGUUUUGGGCAAAUUCUACUAGUAAAUUGGAUUACGGUUGUUUUGGAGAUGUGUUAGCAUUUGAUACAACUUAUCGGACUAAUGCUUAUAAAAAACCGUUGAUGAGAGUGUUAGCACUUAUACUUGGGUCUUGGAGACUUUUUUUGGAUGCAAUGAAUAACAAGAAGCCUCUUUCUGUUAUUACUGAUGGGGAUAAAGCAAUGCGUAAAGCCAUUAAGAGGAUAUUUCCAGACUCUUGUCAUCGAUUAUGUGCUUGGCAUAUUCAACGCAAUGCAUUCACUAAUGUCCAUGUCAAAGAUUUUACUAAUCAUUUUUCUAAGUGCAUGUUCAUGGAAGGCACCGUUGAAGAAUUUGAAUGUGCAUGGAAUGACAUGUUGGAAAUGUUUAAUCUUCAUGGACAUAAGUGGGUGACAGAUAUAUAUGCUAAGCGUUCUAGAUGGGUAGAGGCUUAUUUAAGGGGGCAUUUCUUUGCUACUAUGAAAAACACACAAAGGUGUGAGAGCAUGAAUGCAUACUUGAAUCGUUUCCUUAAAACUCAUUUGAAGCUGUUUGAGUUUGUCAAGCAUUUUGAUAGAGCACUCUCACGUAUUCGUCAUAAUGAGGCAAAGGCAAAGUUUGAGACACACCAUUCUUCAGCUGUUCUAACAACCAAACUCUAUGCACUUGAGAAAUAUGCAGGGAUUGUUUUCACAAGGCAAUCUUUUCUAAAAUUUAGGGAUGAGAUGAAGAAUGCAGAAUUGUUUUUCCCUGUCAGUACAGAAAAUCAUGGAGGUUAUCGUGUCCAUACAUUGACCAAGUUUAGAAGCCCUGACAAGAUUUGGAAAGUAUGUUAUGGUAAUAGUGAUCGGUCUAUGAAAUGUACUUGUAUGAUGUUUGAGUCAGUUGGUUUUCCAUGUCCCCACAUGAUUGUUGUAAUGAAGAUAGAACACCUUGAAGAAAUACCUGAGACUUGUAUUAUGAAAAGGUAG
Molecule: messenger RNA, 1503 nt
Organism: Vitis vinifera (wine grape)
Lineage: Eukaryota; Viridiplantae; Streptophyta; Magnoliopsida; Vitales; Vitaceae
Product: protein FAR1-RELATED SEQUENCE 5-like
Exons: 3
Coding region: 1-1503 (500 amino acids)
Biological process (GO): regulation of DNA-templated transcription
Molecular function (GO): zinc ion binding
Source: RefSeq, a predicted model, not a curated record